Messenger RNA from Zootermopsis nevadensis, 11236 nucleotides. The record is from RefSeq and is a predicted model, not a curated record. Lineage: Eukaryota; Metazoa; Arthropoda; Insecta; Blattodea; Termopsidae.
UUCGGGGGCUUCAACUCAAUGGGGUUGAAAAGUCGUAAAUUUUGUGUGAUGUUGCUGUGAUAAAAACAUCUAUUUCUUAAACAUGUCUGAUCUGUUUAAGUCCGCAAUAGGGUACUUUAGUAGCGGUAACACAUCUGGUGCUGAAAAUGAGUUGAUAGGUCAAACUGUUGAAGUAGGAAACGUAAAAUUAAGGGUGAAGAAAGUAAUCGCUGAAGGUGGAUUUGCGUUUGUGUUUAUGGCUCAGGAUCCGAAUACAGGGAAAGAUUAUGCUCUGAAGAGGUUGAUUGCAGCAGAUGAAGAUGCUAACAACAUAAUUAAACAAGAAAUCAACAUUCUUAGGAAAUUGUCAGGGCAUCCUAAUAUUAUCCAGUACCUUGCUGCAGCUUAUAUUGACAGAUCAAAAUCAGGCCAUGGUUGUGGUGAAUAUCUUCUUGUUACAGAAUUGUGCACAGGUGGAAGUUUAGUUGAUGUCUUGACAAACUGCAGUUCUCCCCUGCCUGUAGAUGUAAUAUGUAGAAUUUUCUGGCAGACUUGUAGAGCCAUCCAGCACAUGCACAGUCAAGAACCACCUAUAAUUCACAGAGACCUGAAGAUUGAAAACCUGCUACUGGGAACGGAUGGCAGUAUGAAGUUGUGUGACUUUGGUAGUGCUACAGCACAGUGUUUUCAGCCUGACCCAGCUUGGUCUGCCAACCAAAGGGCAUUGUUAGAAGAAGAGAUGGCAAAGUAUACGACUCCAAUGUAUCGAGCUCCAGAAAUGGUGGACACGUGGAGUAACCAUGCAAUAAGUACAGCAUCAGAUGUAUGGGCAUUGGGCUGUAUCUUGUAUACACUGUGCUACAUGAAACAUCCGUUUGAAGACUCAGCCAAGUUGAGGAUAUUAAAUGGCAAUUUCACAAUUCCACCUGGGGAUUUGAAAUACUCCUGCUAUCAUGACGUGAUACGUGGAUGCUUACAAGUUAAUCCACUUCAGCGCAUGACAGUUGCUGAUAUACUAGAAAGACUGGCAGCUGUUGCCGAAAGUAAAAAUAUAAGUUUAAAAGAACCUCUGGUCCUCGAAGGCAAACGUCUUGAUUCCUCUUCUAGCCCAGUACACACUGUAAACGAGCCGACAGCGACAAGCAAUAACAUGAAUUCUUCUGAUGUCACACAGCAUCCACCUCUACGACCAGCGCCUGCUAGGCCACCCUCAAUCCCGCAUGUCCAUCCAGACCCUCCCAGCAGACCGUCUCAGCCUCCAUCCCGACCAUCCCCCUUACCACCUAGACCGUCACCCGUCCACCAGUCUCCACCACGAUCUCAACAGCAGAUAGCCCCACAAAACCAGCCUAGAUCUCAACAGAACAUGCAGUUAACAUCUCAGGCUGGUAGUGGCAGUGGUGGUGGUGGAGGAUUAUUUUCAUCUCUUAGGGGUGGAGCAGGAAAUUUUUUGAAGAACCUGAAAGACACUACAGGAAAAGUUAUGCAAACAGUACAACAGAGCAUUGCAAGAUCUGAUCUCGACAUUAGUUAUAUUACAUCUCGCCUUGCUGUGAUGCCAUUUCCUGCAGAGGGACUUGAAUCUGCGUAUCGCAGUAAUCAUGCUGAUGAUGUUCGUGCAUUUCUUGAAUCCCGGCAUCCAGGAGGUCGUUACGCCAUCUACAAUGUAUCUGGUCGGUCUCAUGCGUCCGGAAGGCUGGGUAGUGGAAGAGUGGUGGAUUGUGGAUGGUGUAUAGCCCAGGGUGUUUCUGCAGGGAAUGUAGUAAGACAUGCCCCCUCUCUUCACACUCUCUACACUCUUUGUAAUGACAUGUAUAACUUCUUGGAACAAGAUCCAAAGAACGUCUGCAUCGUACACUGCAUGGAUGGAAAAGCUGCGUCUGCAAUGCUCGUUUGUGCAUUUCUGAUGUUCGUAAACAUGUUUAGCGCGCCUGAAGAUGCAGCACAGAUGUUUGCAGUUAAGCGUAUGCCUCCAGGACUGCACCCUUCUCAAAUGAGGUACCUGUAUUACAUGAGCCAUGUGCUUCGAGGCCCGUCGCUAGAGCCACAUUCCAAAGCUGUCACACUGAUCUCAGUAAGCCUCCAACCAGUGCCGCUCUUCACUAAAGUCAGGGAUGGUUGUCGACCUUAUGUAGAAGUGUACCAGGGGGAAGACAGGGUGUUAUCAACUCUUCAGGAGUAUGAAAGGAUGCGUCUCUUCAAUAUUACUGAAGGGAAGGUGACACUCCCCUUGAACGUGACUGUUAUGGGAGACAUCACGCUAGUGGCCUAUCAUGCACGCAACACACUUGGAGGAGUCAUUUCUUCUGGGAGGCCAACUGGAAUUAAAAUUGCACAAAUUCAAUUUCAUACAGGCUUCAUCGCUGAAGAAGAGACUAGCCUCAAGUACACAAAAUCAGAUCUAGAUGAUAUUGGUGAACAAGACCACUAUCAGGAGAGAUUUACUGCUGUUAUCAAUAUAUUUGUUGCUGAGGAUGAAUGCUGCUCAACCAAACAACCUGCUUGGACAGGACACGCUGCCCGCAAUAUUUUGCCUGACUGUCUGUUUUCAGCCCGUAUAGAAAAGGAUGAGAAUUUUGACACAUUUGUGAGCCAUCCGGCUUCACAUGGUUCUCCUGUACCUGCAGCACGACCUACCAAGCCCCCACAAAGGCCAACUCCACCAACUCUGUCCAGGGAAUACAGGGAUGAAGUUUCAGAUGAACAAGCGACACAACACAGGGUGAAUCCUGAAGAAGUGGAAGAUCUUUUGGACAGUGGUAGUGAUGAUACACCCACUUCAAGACGUGUUCCACCCCCACAGGAGACAGAAGCUACACUUUUGGAUAUAGGAGGUAUCAGUAGAGGAGGAUUUAAUUCAGCAGAUGCAGACAGUCAGCAAGGUGACAUAGAUCUGCUGAACGUGGCUCCAAAUCAUAAGCCACAGAGCAAUGUAGAUUUGUUGGGUGCAUUUGCUCAGCCAGCGUCCACAACCAGCUUUGGUGCAGGAGGAUUAGGACUUGAAGAUUUGCUUCAGGGAGGACAAACAAAUAAUCCAUCUCAGGAGUUAAAAAAUUCAGACCUGCUCUUCGAUCCAUUUGGCGGUACAAAUUCUCAGAAUUCUUUACCCAACUUUGUCUCCAAUCAUGUGGCUGGAUCCCAAUCAUCAAACUUGCUUGGAGGUUGGGAUGGAUUUUCACGACCUGAAGGACCUGAUCUUGCACCUUCUGGCACAUCAAUCCCCCGCAAUGCCAGCACUCCCAAUCUUGAAAGUAAAACUCGGGACCCCUUUGCAGAUCUUGGUAAUCUGACAGCUGGGUUAGGUGUUGGAUCCACAAGUGGAUGGACAGGUGGAUCUAAGCCUACUACACCUAUGAAUGGAACACCAAGGGCAGGAAGUCCUAUUAACCAAGGUUCUUCACCCCAGCACAGACCUUCCAGUUGGACACCACAGGGAGGUGCACCUGGCACAACAUCGCCCAUGCCGGGCUACAGCACGCCUGUUGGCACGCCACACCACACAGCCAAGUCUCCAGCUCAAGAAUCAGCUCGUGUUGCAGACUACAGUAGGGCACACUUUGACUCCGUAUUCAAUAAGCAACAGGACACAGCUGCUGGGAACAAAGGAGGGAAACAGCCUGGUGAUAUAUUUGAUGACUUGUUGGGAUCACAAGGCUACCAGUUUCCAAAACGUGAAACAGGACCAAGGACCAUCAAUGAAAUGAGAAAGGAAGAGCUAGCAAAGGAUAUGGAUCCUGAUAAACUUAAGAUCCUUGAUUGGAUUGACGGUAAGACGCACAAUAUCAGGGCGCUUUUAUGCUCGAUGCAUACGGUUUUAUGGGAAGAUGCAAAAUGGAACAAAUGUGAAAUGCAUCAGCUGGUUACCCCAUCAGACGUUAAAAAGGCAUACAGACGAGCCUGCCUUGCUGUGCAUCCUGAUAAGCAAAUGGGAACACCAAAUGAAGAAAUUGCCAAACUUAUCUUCAUGGAAUUAAAUAAUGCAUGGAGUGAUUUUGAGUCUGAUGGAAGUCAACAGCAGAUGUUUCCUGCUGCAAACUGAACAACAAAAUACUCAUUGCCUAACCAGGCUAGCCAACUUGCAAGUGCAAUAUGUACCAUAAUCAUCACAAAGUUUUGCUUCGUAUUAUAGGUUUACAAAUACCGGAGUCAAAGCAGUGUGGAGACUGAAGAGGCACACAGGAAAAACUAAGUCCUCAUUCACCUAUCUAAUUCCAUUCUUACAACAUUAUUCAGUUAAGAACAUUGUGAUAAGCUUUUAUUAGCUUUAGUGUUUAACAUUGCAAAGUUACCUAAGCUUGUAAAAAACAAAUAGUGAAACAUCUAAAAUACAAUAAAUAUGUAUUAUGGUUGCUGUUGUGAAGUUUUCAGGUUUAAAAUGUUUGAGAAAGAAGUCUGUCAUUUAAUCCCGUUGUUCUGUGGCAGUACUGCCAACUUUUAAGUGUAUAAAAACAUUCCAGAUUAUUUUAAAAAGCUUGCCUUCGUUCAGAAUUAAGGCAACAUAAAAUUUGGGAACUGUGAAGAUUUGUUAAAUGUUCGAAAGGAACUUCAAGGAAUGACUGACAGUCAUUUCAUGAUAUUGAAAGGAUGAUUACAGAUAACAAAAUAUAACAGUUACAUGUUUAAUUGUUUUAUUGGCUCAUGUUUCAGAGUUUCUUGUGCAAUUUAAAAAAUACUUUUGGAAUGGAAAUACGUACUGAGUCUCCAUCAGUGAUUAGAAAUCAAACAGUAACAUACACGUAGUUAGAAUGAUCCCUUUUAAUUGUAUGUUUUAGGUAUUUGGUUUCCAGUGGAAAUAAUUAAUACCGCCUGAAUCCGAAUGCCACUCAUCCUUUCAGUAUGAUCUCUCCUUUUGUGUAUUUAAUGUAAGUUCCUUGUAAAUAGUUUAUAACUUACUGAAAAUACUGUCAUUUUCAUCCUCAUUUGUCAUGAGAUACCACGUUUUAGAGGUCAAGUCUUCUUUAAUGGCAAAUGUUACUUCUAUGUAAAUAUAUCUUUCCAUUUUUUCUUCUGUACAAUGUGUGAAGUGUUUGUAAAAUCUGUGGGAUGUUUUGAAAUGACAUUUAUCUUUUAACUGGCAGAUGUUCAUGAAAAGAUAAAUCAGUAGUAUGAAUACAAUACCACUGUAUGUUGAUCUCAGUUGUGCUGGUGAUAGUUCUGUAAUCAUUUACAAGCUGGUUACCAUUCAAUAGUGAUGGCUGUGCCUUUUUGGGACUCUUAUGUAUUGCUGUCACACCGGAUAUGUAAGAAAUUUAUGUGACCACACAAAGAUUUUCAGCCGCACUCAGUGGUCAUGUAUUUACAGAUCCAUAAAUGGUAAUACUGGACAAAAUAUUGUUAAUUUAUGUGUUGAAAACACUAGCAUCACCUAAUGUCAAGUGUCAAGUGCAGCAUUGAUCUAGCCAUUCAGAAACUGUCAAUAUUCUUUACUUUUGUCAGUCAUAAAAUGGGCUGAACUCACUUUUCAACUUUCGGGUGAUUUAUUAGAUAAAUUACUCUACUGUUAUGAAAUUUCUCCUUCACACUUGAUGUUUUAUCAGUUGCACAGAGAAAGUUGAGGCAGUCAUAUGGUUUAAUGCAACAAACAAUUUGAUUGUACAUACACUGAUUAAAUUAUAAUCAUAAGCUUAGAACGGGAGUUUAAGCUUUAUCUCCCCAAACUGUGUUAUAAUUUGUCCAGAUCAUAAUUUUAAUUUAAGCAUUGAAUAUCAGUCAUUGCUCGCUCACUUCAUCCACUCAAUCGUGAGUGCGAACACUAAUACUAACAGCGGAAUUUUGUUACUGCAAUGCAGAAACUGUUAUAUAUUAAUGAGGAGGCUGAUUUGUAAGUAGAUGCGUUAUAAACCAGGUGUAUGUGUUUCUGCCUCAUCACCAGACUGCAGGACAGAAUCAUAAUAUACAGAAAGCUAACAAAUACUUCUAUUGUGUGGCUAGAGUUCAUAUUUUUGACAAUGGCAGUAACAAACUGAAGCUUCAUUCACGAUGAAACUGAUUAAAUUUGUGGAAUGCUUGCUACCACACAGUUAAUAAUCUUUUGUCUCCCCAGAUCCUAUCUAAAAAUGUAAAGAUUAUACCUGUUCUUUUGUAUGGGUGCAAAAAUUGGAUUCUCACCCUAAGGGAACAACAGCGAUCAAGGGUAUUUAAGAACAAGGUGCUGAGAGGAAUAUUUAGACGUAAAAGGGACGAUGUAAGAGGAGGAUGUUACAUAAUGAGGAACUUCACAAUUUGUUUUUGCUGCGUAUUAGGGUGAUGAAACGUGAUGAGUUGCGGGGCAUGUAGCGUACAUGGGAGAGCAUUUGUAAGACCUAGGCAUUAACUGGAGGAAAUUAUUAUCAUGGAUCUUCAGCGAAGUAAUGUGUGAGACAGGUCUUUAAAAUUACACUUGUAUGGUCAGUAUUGGCAACAGAAAAUUUUCAACUGGCAACAAAUUUCCCAUUUUACGUUUUGGAGUUCGCUCUUAGGAAUGUAGAUGCAGUUUUCAUUAAAUGAGGUAUACCUGCUUUUAUGUGCCCAAAAUAGUGGCAUCUGAAUUUUUUCUUUCUCCUCAUCAGCCUUGCUCUGUGUUCUAAAUUUUCAGAGCACAGUACACCCAAAGUCACAAAGAUCGAUAUGAGUCAUAAUUUUCUUUUACAUGCUAUCUUCAGUCAUGAAACUUUCAGCUCUGUCAUAUGCAAUACAUUAUCUCUCAAGGCAUCCUCUGUUUGUGGCCCUGCCUAUCAUAGAGCCCUGAUUUCUGGAACUCAUAACACAUGUAAUGAUGUAUGAAAUUCAUACAAAGUGUGUGGCAACACAGGAUCUUGCAGAAUUUGACAGACAACAUAUCAGUUCUUGCUGAACACUUUAAGCAUGGUGUUUCCUGUCAUGAAUAAAUGCAAUAGGAAAGUUCUGGAUAUUAAAGAACUGCUUGAGAACUUCUUUUCUCAAAAUGAUAGAUUUCCAGUGCGAGACUAUAUAAUCUACUGCCUGCUUCCACAGCAUCUUGUGGACGUGGAUUUUGUCAGAUGAGCCUCGUAAGAAACAGCUACAUGACAUGCCUGGAUGAUGAACCUUAAAAUACCUAAUGAUUCUUAUCAGUGGACCAGAGCUGAGGGACUUUUGACCACAGAAAUAUGCAGACAGUUGGCUUUUUAAAGUCAAGACAUUUGAACACACUGAAUAACUCUUGUUGCACAGAGGAAAUACGUAACCACAUUCAGAUAAUUUGAGAACAUAACUGAUAAGUUAUUGCAGUAUUUAAUAUUUUUAUAAAUAUUUAUGUGGUUACAGUAUUUUCAAAAAAUGUUGAGACCUGUGUGUGGAUGUGGACUGGAUUAAUUUCUUGAGGAUAUGUUACAAUUGAAAAUUCUUGUGAAAAAAAUAAUGAAUCUUCAGGUUCCAUGAAAAGCAGGGAUUUUUGUUGUUAGGUGAAUGACUUAGUUUCUCAAGAAGGAAUGUGCUCCAUGGAGUUACUUCUCUUACUGUACUAGUCUGACUUUUGCAAUUUACAAUUGAAUUUUUCCCAAUCUGUUGGACAGAUACAUUUUGUGGAUGUUGAAAUAUUUGAUAAGCAUCCUUAAUUAAUUUUAAUGAGUUUCAUGUACCUUUCGCAGAUUUCCAGUGUCUCAAAUAAAAACUGGAACUAUUCUGUAGGUCUAAAACAACUGAGUUUAGUAAUACUUAUGUUAUUUUGAAAUGAAGUAGUUAUAGUUUGAUGGCUGCCAGUGGAAAUAAAUAAAAUUACUUGAAAGAUAAAUAGAGGGAUACGCAUGUGAAAACUAUUUCUAAAACAAAUUUGUAUUUGUAGUUAUAUCCACAUAAACUAAUAAACUGGAUGUAAUGUUAGACGUACGAUGCAAGAAAUGUGUUUCUCACUUCUGUGCUAGUACAAUGUAUUUGAGCGAUGUAAAAUAUUUCUCACGUCAGAGAGUGAGCAAGAUUGCAAUCACGUCGUAUCUGGCCACAUAUGAGGGUGAUUCAGUUAACCCAUUGCUGACUAGCAUUGUCUCCAAGAUGAGGUUGGUCACUCUCUCCAAACACGCCUACCAUGUCUCUGAGACACUGGGGACUUGCUACCAUUUAAAUUCAGAAAAAAUGACAGAUGAGGUGUCAUUUGAAGAAGACUAUAACAUCUGUUCAGAAUAUGCAUUUGUUUCACUUGAAGUUUUGAUUAAAAAAUGGCAGCAUGUGACCAGUCAGGCACCAAGAUGGAGAUAUGUAUUUUGAUGCAAAAUAUGGUCGUACUGCACAAAAUGCUUUUUUGUAUAAUUAUAAUGAUUAUUGGUCUUAGUUAUUUCAGGAAAACUUUCCAUUGCUUGUAAAAACUAACUUCUUCACAAUCAUAGCACACAGAUGACAAUGAACUUGACACAUGCUACAGAAUCAUAAAAGUCCUCCUAUGUGUGUGUGUGUGGUCUAGCAUAAAAAUAUUUUAACACGCAUGAGUUGUGAAAGUACAGCAGUCUGUAUUUUCCUCAUGACCUUGUUUAAUCCAGUUUAGUAAUAAUAGGACAAGAAAAAUAUUAUUCCAAUUAACUGAGUAUUUUUUUCUUAAGAAAUCAUUAACCUGGGUUAUUUCAGGUAAAUGGGGAAGCAGUUAAGAUUUCGCUGGCCAUUUCUAAACUCUGCUCUGUAAUAAGAAUAUCACACCAUUAACCAUCUGCAUUUGUGGCUUAUGCAUCAUAUGAUCAUUUAUUGAAUUAAGGUUCGCAAAAAUUCACCUGUUUCAGAAUACCCUUCAUAUGUUAUGCUGUUUUCUUCUGUCUUUUUGCAAGUUUGACAACAAUUUUAUGGACUUCAAUAAACUUUAUUCUGUAACUAGCCUACUGAUGUCUUAUACUGGGCAUUUUCAAAGUAAAAAUAAAUUUCAUUCACAUUAGCUUCUGUAUACAGCAGUAGGGCAACUAUUUAUUAUAUAAACAUGAAUUGUCAGUAUUUCUGCAUUUUGUAUUGGAUUUAAGUAGUGCUUGUGCCAGGGGGUAAAAAUAAUAUUUUCAACCAUACUUCAUCCACCAACAAACUGUGUCUAUGCAAAAGUAGUUUACUGCACAUUAAUAUUUGAUCAGAAAUAGGAUUUUAGUUAAAAAUAAAUGAAGCAGAUAUUUAAUGUGGAGAAAUGUCCACAGGUUUUCAGUUUUGGAGUGUUUUAGAACAGAAUGCAUAAAAUAAAUCCACAUUGUAGUGCUUAUGAUCUUUACAGUACCAAAAUGUUAGUUGUUGACAGUGUACGAUAAUAUAAACAUUGAAGAAUAAACAAUGGUUUACUCUAAAGUAAAAUAAAGAAGUCAGAUGUGGUGGUGUUAGAGGUGAUAUUAGUUAUUUUUCAGACUUACCAAAUGAGUCAGGGAUGGAUGCAGCACACUUGCCAUAUUUUGUGCACCUUGGGUUCAUCAUCAUGAAAAUUCAUUAAUCUAAACUUUGGUUGGAACGAUAACACUGAAAAUUCCUUUAUAAUAUAAAUAAUUUUGGAAAAUUAAAUAGAAAUAUACUCUUAAACCAAGGCAAAAUUACUUAUUCUUGUAUAUAAGUAUUGCUGUAAAUUUGUGAAAAAUGGUUUCUGUCAAACAAAUUUGUGGUGAGAAAUGAGAGAAUUAUAAGAUUUGAAGUUUUUAUUCUGGUGGAAAUUUGAGUUAUUGUUUUCUGGGUUAUGGUGCUGUGGAGGGCCCUAUCACUUUGAUCUUCAGGGUACCCUGAUGAAGGCAACAGGUUUCUGCAAAAUGUUGAUAAAACCAAUAAUACUACACAGCAUCACAACAUCAGAAGACCACAAUAAAUAACAAAUAAAAUGGUUUCCCUCAUAAAAUUGAAUAAGUCCAUUUUCAGAUAAAGCAGACUUGUAUGUACACCAGCUGUUUAGGUGAAUGUGUUCCAUUUGUACUAUAAUGUGCUUCUUUAGACAUUAUACAUUUUAGAUUUUAAGGGAAAGUAUCAAUUAUGUUUUGUUUUAUGAAUGAAGUAACUAUUUCUGCACAGCUCUGAAUUUAAUAUCAAAAUAAUCAGAUGAUUGAAUAUCAUUUUAAAUGUUGAAUAACAUUAAUGGUAAACAGUUGUAAUGGACUUUUCCUUUGUAAACGAUAAUACACAUUAACACGAGCUCUUGCAGUUGCAGCCUAAACAUUGUAAACCUGUUGAGAGCAGGAAGCCUUUUGGGAGCAAAAAGAUUGCAACAUGUCAUGUAGGUGGAAUCCAAAAAUUUUAUUUCAAGGAUGCCUGUCAAGUAGUGUGUUUCCUUUAAUUUAGUGUUCAAAUGAAGAUUGCUGGCUUCUGGGUUGUGCGCGAUUCAUAGCCCUGAUGAUGGAGGCAGCAAGGACCUCUGAAGCAUUGGUAAACAUCUACCAGACUGCACGGCACAACAACCCAGAAGACAGCCAUCUUCAGACUCAGCGCUGUGAAAACCUCAAAUCCUACUUAGUGUUCAAGUGCUGUUUACUCUCUGAAUGUUUCUCCUAUUUUGUCCUGUUGAUAUUAAUGGUACUUUAGAGAAAUCAGUCUUACUGAAUCUUAAUGACUGUUGUCUCCUAUAAAAAAUAUACAAAAUAAAUUUAUUACCCAUCCCAUUAGUAUAAACUAAAAGUGAUGCACAGUACAGACUAACAAAACAAGAAUCAGAAAGGUGAACCAAGAGAUUGAAUUUUUUCAUUAUAUUUGAAAAAAAAUUGCAAAAUAUAAUGAGAACAUUUGCAUACAUAAGGGUACAGAAUUUCCACAAUUAAAGUAUGGAACAAAAUAUGCAGAUACAUACCACAUGUUACUUAUAUUUUUAAAAGUGCAUAUUAUGGCAGUAUUGAAUGAUGCAUUAAUGAGAUUUAAGUGGUAUUUUUAUCUUUAAUAAUAAUCUUCCAAUACUGUUUAACAUCCCUAAAUAUUGUUUUGUCUGUACAGCAAUGAUGUAUCAGUGAUAACUAACUAAAUGAAACCCAAAGCAUCGGUGAUUAUAUCUUAAAUUUACUUCCAGUAAGAAUUAUUGCACUAAUUCCUGAAUUGGUUAGAAAAUAUUGUAAAGGGCACAUCAGCUCUGAUUGAAGAAAUUGCUGUAUGUUGAUGGUAUUUGAAGUAACCACCACAAGGUACUUAACUUAGAAAUCAACAAAAGAGAUUUGAGAAUGUACAGAUGUAAAAUACAUAUUUAUUAUUACUCAAAAUGUAAUAACGCAGUAUAAUACCAACACUACAAUAGUGUCGGUUGGAGUACUCAGUAAAAUGUAUAUGUUGAACUGUAUCAUAUGUGAAUGGAAUAAAGUAUUAUGUAUAAAUAAAACAAAGAUAUCUGUAUACCAAACAGAAA